CCAUGGAAAUAUCAACGGGUUUUUUUUUUACAUCGCUUUUUGAAGAUUGAUGCCGUUCGCUACACAUCGCCGACUCCAGAGCGUCAGUAACUGAAGUGCUCUUGCAAGUUGUAAAUAGACAUCGAGUAGAAAUUACUUCAGCAAUAUCGGAUUCGAUAGAGAAUAUCACGCUGGUGAUAUUUAAACUACUGAGAUGGUUGAUACAAGUAACUUUGAAAGCAACGAUCAGAAAAAUGUGAAAGAUUUCAGCGAACUUUGAAACGGAUACGGGAAAGUGCCAUAAUUAAUCGUACUAAUUAUGGAUGGUCGUCUUCUAGCUUUACAUUAGAAGAUGAUAUCGUUUUAGAUUAUUUACCUGUAUCUGAAACAUCUUCAUUACGCGUGGAGACUUGUAAAAACAGACGUUUAACCUAAGUGUAAGUUGUAACACUUUCCAAAAAAAAAAGGGUUUUAACAGGCCUACUUUUGUUUUUAACCAUACUGCUUUGAUGGGUCUGUCUGUGUUGGAUAUUUGCGGUAAUGUUGUACAGUGUUCUGAGCAAUAUAGCACCCAAAGUGUACAUUAACAGCCAUGUGAAUUUACCCUGGAAUAAAUUAUUGAUCGCAGUGCAUUGGAAAUACUAUUUUGCACAUGACAUUUUGAGUGAGUGACGUAUCGAUAGGGGAUCACUACCUCGAUAAUAGUUUUAUUUCUUGCUCCAUAUUACUGAAUACUAGCGUCUAGACAUACUUCUAUUAAACUUAUGAACUCGGUGCGUUUUGACCGUUUCGAUUUUAUUUAAAACUCAUGCUAAUUCUUGCAACAGGCUUUUAUAUAUAGGCCUAUUUUUCAGUAUCGUAUUCCGCUGCAUAUUUCAAGCAAAAUGUGGUUGUUUUUUUGUGUAUUGACUCUGCUGCUAUGUGAUAUCAUCCGUGUGAUAAGUGGACAGGAUUCGGGCAAUGCAUCAAUGUGUAAGAUCGAGUGUCCGGAGCCGUUUAAUCCUGAUUUCGCUAGGGCAGGAAUUAUAUUGAAUAUUGGUUCAAGUAAAGCCAAAUUCGAUGGCAACUUGGUGCUAAACUGUAGUUUUGCUAGGGCAAUACUGGAGCAUAAUAAAGUGUUCGAUGAAAAGUUAGCUCCUUUCACAACGAUGGCUGUCUUACGAUACACCGACGUAAACAACCCACGUGAACUAGAAAGGGAAUUGUGCUGGCAAAUAUCGAACUUUAAUAUUCUUGGCGGACAUAUGGCUCCUGCGACGCUACCCGUUAUAGAUGCCUACAGUAGGACACUUGGCGUUCCAUACAUCACGUCAAAUUUGUCUCCAAAAGAACUUUUUCCGAAUAAAAACUUUGAUUUUACUUGGAGUUUGAAACCCUCUCUGGUAUUACCUCUCUUAGACAUUAUCCAGCACUAUUCACCAGAGAGAAUAGCGUAUUUGUAUGCAGAUGAAGAAGCAUUUUUAAGAUAUCAAAACGUGAAGUCAAAUCUAUCAAAUUCAUUUAUGAACAGUACUAUAUUCAAGAAAAUAACUAACAAUAUAAGAGACGACUUGGGCAGUCUACGAGACGAAGGAUGGACUUUCUAUGUCGUGGACGCGCCUGUUAAGACAAUACAAUCAGUUUUAAAUAAUGCUGGACUUCUUGGAAUGGUAACCUCCAGCUACAAUUUCGUGGUAAUGAACCUGAAUGCCAAUAAGCUAAAAGUUGACAGUUUCGUUUACGGAGGGAUGAAUUUAACAGCCUUCCAGUUGCCAAUUAACCAGACAAACGACAGGCUAAUGAACCUGACUCUGAACUGCAGCGGCAAAAUGAAUAAUAAUACAAACGCCACCGUUGAUCGCCCUGACGCCGACGCCAUUUUGCUACAUGAUCUUUCACUUGUCCUGUUGAACGCAUUUGAAAAAGUACUUGCUAAGUAUUCGUAUAUGCCCGUGAGUCAACGAUCCCAAUGUUACUGUAGUAAGCACUUUGAUUCAUCGUGUUGUUCUAGGCUACGGAAAAACGAAUGUCUAAUGUCAUGCUGCUGUUUGCAAAAGUUAGCAGAAUCCGACGUGGACGCACAUAGUUGCACCCAAGGAAGAACAUACGUCUCAGCGUUGCAAGAGAUGGUAGUUGACGGCCUGUCCGGAUCAAUUCAGUUCGAUAAUGUGACGGGAGAACGUACAGCGUAUACUCUUGAAGUUAUCGGUAUUAAGGACUUACAAUUCUUACCGAUUGCUACAUGGAACUCCGACAGAAAAGUGCGUCUACAAUUAGCUAACUUUACCGAACCUUCUGAUGACGUUGGAGACGAAGAAGAGCUUCUGAAACGAGAAUUAAUUGUCACUUCGAUUCUGUGUUAUCAAUUCACGUCAUUAUGUCUAUUACAUCACAUCCGUAGGUCAGUUGGUGGUCGACUUGUUGGUGCUGUAUGGUGGUUCUUUACUCUUAUAUUCAUUGCGUCAUACACAGCAAAUCUCGCUGCAUUCUUGACGAUUGAAGUCAUGAUACCCGCAAUCAACUCCGUUGAAGACCUCACAAAUCAAAGUAUCAUAAAAUAUGGCGCCGUUUUAAACGCCUCAACUAUGGAAUUUUUCAAGAAUUCCAAAACCCCAGUUUUAACCAAAAUCUGGGACGGUAUGAAAGAGGAUGCGAAUAAUUUCGCGGCAGAUAACAAAGAGGGCGUAGAGAGGGUUCGCCACUCCAAGGGAAAAUACGCAUUCUUCCUAGAGUCGUCGGUAAAUGAAUUCAACAAUCAGCGAGAACCAUGUGAUACGAUGAAGAUUGGACCUAAUCUAGAUUCAAAAGGAUACGGCAUUGCAUUCUCCAAGGAGAAGGAUUGGUUGAGGUUUGAACAUGAAUACAUAUUUGCAAACGAUUUAAUUAAUUAA
This is a messenger RNA of Anneissia japonica, 2849 nucleotides long. RefSeq names its product glutamate receptor 4-like. Gene Ontology annotation, molecular function: transmitter-gated monoatomic ion channel activity involved in regulation of postsynaptic membrane potential; glutamate receptor activity. Gene Ontology annotation, cellular component: plasma membrane; postsynaptic membrane. Lineage: Eukaryota; Metazoa; Echinodermata; Crinoidea; Comatulida; Comatulidae. The transcript has 12 exons. The record is from RefSeq and is a predicted model, not a curated record. Gene Ontology annotation, biological process: modulation of chemical synaptic transmission; synaptic transmission, glutamatergic. The coding region runs from base 864 to 2849 and encodes 661 amino acids.